Lagenorhynchus albirostris (white-beaked dolphin) is the source of this 447-nucleotide messenger RNA. RefSeq names its product small ribosomal subunit protein eS26-like. Gene Ontology annotation, molecular function: structural constituent of ribosome; mRNA binding. Gene Ontology annotation, biological process: translation. Lineage: Eukaryota; Metazoa; Chordata; Mammalia; Artiodactyla; Delphinidae. The record is from RefSeq and is a predicted model, not a curated record. Bases 1 to 312 code for a protein of 103 amino acids. Gene Ontology annotation, cellular component: cytosolic small ribosomal subunit; ribosome. The transcript has a single exon.
AUGCUCUUUCACCUCCUUGCUUCCAAGAUGACCAAGAAAAGAAGGAACAAUGGUCAUGCCAAAAAGGGACGCGGCCACGUGCAGCCUAUUCGCUGUACCAACAGUGCCCGUUGUGUGCCCAAGGAUAAGGCCAUUAAGAAGUUCAUCAUUUGGAACAUCGUAGAGGCUGCAGCUGUCAGGGACAUUUCCGAAGUGAGUGUUUUCGACACCUAUGUGCUUCCUAAGCUGUAUAUGAAACUGCAUUACUGCAUGAGUUGUGCCAUUCACAGCAAGGUAGUCAGGAAUCGUUCUCGGGAAGCCCGGAAGGACUGAAAAACUCCACCCUGAUUUAGACCUGCUGGUGCUGCCCCACGACCUCCACCAAAGCCCAUGUAAGGAGCUAAGUCCUUAAAGACUAAAGAAAUACUGUUCCCUGGAAAGACAAUAAAGUGGAAAUUAUACUUUAAA